Molecule: messenger RNA, 825 nt
Organism: Paramecium octaurelia
Lineage: Eukaryota; Ciliophora; Oligohymenophorea; Peniculida; Parameciidae
Source: the annotation of a GenBank genome assembly
AUUGAAUAUGUCCUUUUAUCCUGGCUACAGAUAUCCAUAUGCAGCACCUCUCACAUCUUCAUUUGCAGCUCCAUUGACAUAUGCACCCCAAGUAUCCUAUGCUCCCCCAGUGUCAUAUGCUCCCCAAUAUGCUCCUCAAGUGUCAUAUGCACCCCCAGUGCAAUAUGCAAGACCUGUCACUCAAUCAUACGUUUAGCCAGUCGUCACACAACCUGUGGCUGUUUAACCAGUUUUACAACAAUCAGUGAUCGCAUAACCAGUUGUUGCUCAACCAGUCUAACAACCAAUCAAAGGGGAAUCAAGAGUUGAAUACAGAGAAUACUAAAGACCCGUUGUAGAAAUGGAAACUGAGACUGUUUAAGUCUAAGUGCCCAAAACAAAAUAUGUUACAGAUUACUAUCCUAUUGAAUACCAAACAGAAUACAUUCCCAGAACUGUAUACGAGUAACAAACCGAAUAUGUCCCUGUAACCAAAACAGUCCCAAGAGUCGAAUAUGAGGCUUUCGAGAGAGAAGUUUAAAGAGUAUAGACCUUGUUUUAUCACUUUAGCCUCAACAAGUCGUUGUCCAACAACCUGUCGUCUAAUAAGUUGUUUAAUAACCAGUUGUCCAAUAAGUUGUUCAAUAACCAGUCGUUCAAUCUGUUGUGUAAUAACCUUAUGUCCAACAGCCAUUGUCAUAUUCAUUGGUAAGACCAGCACAAACAUACGCUGCUCCAGUGGGUUAUUCAAGCGUAGCUCCAGUGGGUGCUUAUCCAGGCUACUAUGGUGGAUAUAGACCUUAUUGAGAUUAUUCCAAAUUCAACAUUAUAAAUAACCAAAAAAAA